Molecule: messenger RNA, 2338 nt
Organism: Drosophila montana
Lineage: Eukaryota; Metazoa; Arthropoda; Insecta; Diptera; Drosophilidae
Gene: TkR99D
Product: Tachykinin-like receptor at 99D
Exons: 12
Coding region: 440-1963 (507 amino acids)
Biological process (GO): G protein-coupled receptor signaling pathway
Cellular component (GO): plasma membrane
Molecular function (GO): tachykinin receptor activity
Source: RefSeq, a predicted model, not a curated record
UGAAAAAAAAAUGUAUUAGAUAAAAUUGUUGAAAGUUCAAUUUAUAUAUUAAGCAGUGUGAAACCGUAGAGCAGCGAAAAAUGAUUAUAGAUUUACGCAAACAAGCAAGUACCCAUACAUACGAACAUAGUUCUACACGUACGUCUGUUUGUUCUACAUUUAUACAUGUACAUACGAAUGAAUGGGGAGUUAUGCAUCAUAUUCUUGAUUAUUUCUCUCAAGGCAUUUGAGGUACCGUUGGAUUGGACUGUUGGAUUGCGCAUCGACACCAAAAACUUUGAGCGUAAAUAUCUACGUACAUAUGUGUGUGUGUGUGUGUAUACAACACACAAGUGUUUGCACGUAUGGGCGCACAAGCAAACAAAUGGCAGCCAAAUAAGGACACGCAACAUUAGUCCGGGCAAACAAAGGGAGGAAGCCCCCCUCUCCACCAAAGAUCAUGCUGGACGGAGGAGCUGGACAGGUCAUGGAUAACAACAACGAGGAGGAGCUGCUGCUGGAGAACACAUGGAGCAACUGGAGCACUUAUGCCCCCGUCCUGCUCUCUAAUGCCAUGAAUAGCAUCUUGGCCAAUCAGACUCCAUUCUCCGGCGAAUUCGGGCCGGAUGGCAAACAGGCCAGUCUGGGCCACAAUCUGAGCAGGGUUUUACCCACCGGCAUCACAGGACUUCCUGUGGCCGAUGAGGAUGCCGCGGCGCCCGUGGCCAGCUUUGCGUUUGUUGUGCCCUGGUGGCGCCAGGUGCUCUGGAGCAUUCUAUUUGGCGGCAUGGUCAUUGUGGCAACUGGCGGCAAUCUAAUUGUCGUCUGGAUUGUGCUGACCACCAAGCGUAUGCGCACCGUCACCAACUAUUUUAUAGUGAACCUCUCCAUAGCCGAUGCGAUGGUCUCGAGUCUGAACGUAACCUUCAACUAUUACUAUAUGCUGGACAGCGACUGGAUAUUCGGCGAGCUCUACUGCAAGGUAUCCCAGUUUAUUGCCAUGCUGAGUAUCUGUGCGUCGGUGUUCACUCUGAUGGCCAUAUCAAUCGACAGGUACGUGGCAAUUAUGAAGCCGUUGCAGCCGCGGAUGAGCAAGCGACGCAAUUUGGCCAUUGCCGCAGUCAUCUGGCUCUCCUCGACGCUCAUCUCCUGCCCCAUGCUGCUCUUCUUCAAGACCGAGGAGGUGCCGGUGACCAUGGAGAACAAAACACGCAUCGUCUGCUUUCCCGAGUGGCCCGACGGACAGACGAAUCACUCCAAGCAGGAGCACAUCUACAAUAUUCUCAUCCUUGUGCUCACCUACUUUCUGCCCAUUAUUUCGAUGACGGUCACCUAUUCGCGCGUGGGCAUCGAACUGUGGGGCUCCAAGACAAUUGGCGAGUACACGACCAGGCAGACGGAGAAUGUGCGCAGCAAGCGGAGGGUGGUCAAGAUGAUGAUUGUGGUCGUUCUGAUAUUCGGCUUCUGCUGGCUGCCCUUCCACACGUACUUCAUCGUAACAUCCUGUUAUCCGGCUAUUACCGAGGCGCCGUUCAUUCAGGAGCUAUAUUUGGUUAUCUACUGGCUGGCCAUGAGCAAUUCCAUGUACAAUCCGAUUAUAUACUGCUGGAUGAAUUCCCGUUUCCGCUAUGGCUUCAAAAUGGUUUUCCGCUGGUGUCCCUUUGUGCAUGUCGGAGCCGAAUCGUUGAACCGUCGCGAGAAUCUAACCUCGCGCUACUCCUGCUCCGGCUCGCCGGAUCACAAUCGCAUCAAACGGAAUGACACGCAAAAGUCCAUGCUCUACGCGUGCCCCAGCUCGCCCAAAUCGCAGCGCGUUUCGCACUGUGGUGUGCUGCGCAACGAGGGUCGCCAUUCGAUGUCCGUGCAGCGUGGCCAGAGAUCGUCGUACCAGCAGGAAAUGCAGCAACGCUGCACCGGCGACAAGUCGAGCAGUUCCCUCAGCUCAACGGUCACGGAAUGCCGCACCACGCAGCUGCUCUCCUGACAGCCCGCCCAGGCCGCAGCCACAGUCACAGCCACAGCAGACGGGGAUAGUUCCGUGGAGCUCCUCCAGAUGCAGCUGGUCUGCAGCUCCAACAACGACUAUCGACGCGGCAUCAACACAUCUGCAGCUGAUGAUAGGACCUGGCUGUAGGUCUCUUCUUCUUCAUCUCGUUAUCUCUCGAAUUUAGCCUAAGCAAAAAUAAAAGAUAGAUAGACCUACAACCAGCUUCAAAAGGUCAACAGGGCGUAUGAGUUUCAAGUUGAUUCGAAUCUUAACCUCAAGUUGAUUUGAGUCUCAGCUUCAAAUUAAUUCAAUUCUUAACUUUAAGUUGAUUCGAAUCUGAGCUUUGAGUUGAUUCAAAUCUCAGCUUCAAGU